AUGGAGCUUCUCUCGCCGCCGUCACAGCCUUCACUGUUAUUGCUGCUGCUACUGCUGCCACCACUGCUGGCCAGAGAGUCCUGGCAGUGUCCGCGCACCCCCUAUGCCGCCUUGCGCGACUUUGAUGUCGAGUACAAGGUGCCCAGCUUCUCGGCCGGAGGUCCGGUACAGGCCAUAGCGACCUACGAGGGCGGCAGGGACGGGAGUGCCGUGUUCGUGGCUACACGCAAUCGCCUGCACGUGCUUGGGCCUGGCCUGCAGCCAGUAGAGAGCCUGGCCACAGGUCCUGUUGGAGACCCGGGCUGUCAGACGUGUGCGGCCUGUGGCCCGGGCCCCCACAGCCCGCAGGGAGACACAGAUGCACGGGUGCUGGUGCUGGAGCCAGCUCUGCCCGCACUAGUCAGCUGUGGCUCGAGCCUGCAUGGGCGCUGCUUCCUGCACGAGCUAGAGCCCCAAGGGACAGCCCUGCACCUGGCACCGCCAGCCUGCCUCUUCUCCGCCAACCACAACCAGCCCGAGGACUGCCCUGACUGUGUGGCCAGUCCUCUGGGCACCCUCGUGACCGUGGUUGAGCAGGGCCAUGCCUCCUACUUCUACGUGGCAUCCUCACUGGAUGAGACGGUGGCCUCGAGCUUCAGCCCCCGCUCAGUGUCCAUCCGGCGCCUCAAGGCCGAUGCCUCAGGAUUCGCACCGGGGUUUGCCGCGCUGUCCGUGCUGCCGGAGCACCUCGCUUCCUAUCCUAUCCAGUACGUGUACAGUUUCCGCUCCAGAGCCUUUGUCUAUUUCCUGAAGGUGCAGCGGCCCAGCGUGGCAGCUGCCCCGGAAGCCUUGCACACACGCCUGGCACGGCUCAGCGCUGCUGAGCCCGAGCUGGGCGACUACCGCGAACUCGUUCUCGACUGCCGAUUCGCACCCAAACGCCGGCGCCGCGGGGCCACUGAGGGAGGACAGCCCUACCCAGUGCUGAGGGCGGCCCAUGCAGCUCCAGUGGGCAGCAAGCUAGCUGCUGAGCUGAGCAUCGCUGAAGGCCAAGAAGUGCUAUUUGGCGUCUUCGUGGCUAGCAGAGACAGCAGUCCCGGUGUGAAUCCCAACUCUGUCGUCUGUGCCUUUCCCAUCGACCUAGUGGACACUCUCAUCGAGCAUGGUGUGGAGCGCUGUUGUGAGCCUCCUGUCCCCCCUGGCAUCCGGCGAGGCCUCGACUUCUUCCAGUCGCCUAGUUUUUGCCCCAACCCGCCUGGCCUGGAGGCCCCCAGCCCCAACACCAGCUGCCAUCACUUUCCUCUGCUGGUUAGCAGCAGCCUAUCACGUGUGGACCUCUUCAACGGGCUAUUAGGACCAGUACAGGUCACUGCACUGCAUGUGACACGCCUUGACAAUGUCACAGUGGCCCACAUGGGCACAACUGAUGGGCGCAUCCUGCAGGUGGAGCUGGCCAGAUCUCUCAACUACUUGCUGUAUGUGUCCAACUUCUCACUGGGUGGCAACAGGCAGCCCAUACAACGAGAUGUCAGUCGCCUUGGAGACCACCUGUUCUUUUCCUCCGGGGAGCAGGUCUUCCAGGUACCUAUCCAGGGCCCUGGCUGCCACCACUUCCUCACCUGUGGGAGUUGUCUGCGGGCACAGCGUUUCAUGGGCUGUGGCUGGUGUGGGGGCAUGUGUGGCCGGCAGAAGGAGUGUCCUGGCUCCUGGCAACAGGAUCAUUGUCCACCUGAGCUUACUGAGUUCUACCCCCAGACUGGACCCCUAAGGGGCAGCACAAGGCUGACCCUGUGUGGCUCCAACUUCUACCUGCGCCCUGCUGAUCUGGUGCCUGAGGGCACCCAUCAGGUCACCGUGGGUGAAAGUCCCUGCCGACUGCUGCCCAAGGACAGCCCAAACCUCAGCCCAGUGCCCCGGAAAGACUUUGUAGAGGAGCUUGAGUGUGAGCUGGAGCCCUUGGGCAUGCAGCCAGCCGGGCCCGCCAACAUCAGCCUCACUGUGACCAACAUGCCACCAGGCAAGCACUUCCAAGUGGAUGGCACCUCCAUGCUGCAAGGCUUCUCUUUCAUGGAGCCAGUGCUGACAGCAGUAAAACCCCUCUUUGGCCCACGGGCAGGGGGCACCCGCCUCACCUUUGAAGGCCAAGGCCUGUCUUUAGGCACCAGUCAGAUGGUGCUGGUCAAUGGGACUGAGUGCCCACUGGAACAGGUCAGCGAGGGGCAGCUCUUAUGUACUACGCCCCCUGGGGCUGCUAUGGCCAGGGUUCCCAUUCACCUGCAGGUGGGGGGCGCUGUGGUGCCAGGCUCCUGGACCUUCCACUACCUGGAAGACCCCAUUGUGCUGGGCAUCAGCCCCAACUGUGGCUACAUUGGCUCCCAUGUCACCAUCCAUGGCCAACAUCUGACUUCAGCGUGGCACCUAGUGCUGUCAUUCCAUGAUGGGCUUAUGGCAGUGGAAAACAGGUGUACAGGGCACCUCCCGGAGCAGCAUCGGUGCCGCCUGCCCGAAUAUGUCGUCCGAAGCCCCCAGGGGUGGGUAACAGGGAACCUGAGUGCCUGGGGGGAUGGAGCUGCUGGCUUCACGCAGCCCGGCUUUCGCUUCCUGCCCCCACCCCAUCCACCCUCCACUGACUUUGCCCCACUGAAGCCCGAGGAGCACGCUGUUAAGUUUGAGUAUAUUGGGCUGGGCGCUGUGGCUGAUUGUGUGGACGUGAACGUGACCGUGGGUGGUAAGAGCUGCCAGCAUGAGCUCCGGGGGGAUGUGGUCAUCUGCCCUCUGCCUUCCUCCCUGCAACUUGACAAGGAUGGAGCCCCACUGCAGGUCUGUGUGGAUGAUGGAUGUCACAUCCUGGGCAGGGUGAUACGGCCAGGCCCAGAGGGGGUCCCACAGAGGCUACUCCUUGGUGUCCUGCUGGCCCUGCUCCUGCUUGUGGCUGCACUGGCCGCUGCGCUGAUCUUCAACUACUGGCGGAGGAAACAACUGGUCCUUUCUCCAAACCUAGAUGACCUGGCAUCCUUGGACCGGACCACUGGAGCCAUCCCCUUGCCUGCACUCCGCUCAGGUUCUGACUACAGAAAUGGCCUUGCAGCCCCUGCCACUCAUGGUCUGGAUUCCACCACACAGAGCCACAAAGCAUCCGUCUCAGACAGUGGGGACGGGUCCUGUGUCCCACUGUUGCAGACAGAGUCCAUCCAGCUUGGGGACUUAGACUCUGCACUCCUGACCGAGGUGAAGGAUGUGCUGAUCUCACAUGAGCAGGUGGUCACCCACAGGGACAGAAUCAUUGGCAAAGGCCACUUUGGAGUUGUCUACCAUGGAGAAUACACAGACAAGGACCAGAAUCGAAUCCAUUGUGCCAUAAAGUCGCUGAGUCGCAUCACAGAGGUGCAGGAGGUGGAGGCCUUCUUGCGCGAGGGGCUGCUCAUGCGUGGUCUGCACCACCCAAAUGUGCUGGCUCUCAUCGGUAUUGUGCUGCCCCCUGAAGGGCUGCCCCAGGUGCUGCUACCCUAUAUGCAUCAUGGAGACCUGCUUCAGUUCAUCCGCUCACCCCAGCGGAACCCCACGGUGAAGGACCUCAUCAGCUUCGGCCUUCAGGUAGCCCGUGGCAUGGAGUACCUGGCAGAGCAGAAGUUUGUGCACAGAGACCUGGCUGCUCGGAACUGCAUGCUGGAUGAGUCAUUCACAGUCAAGGUGGCUGACUUUGGCCUGGCCCGUGGUAUCCUGGACAAGGAGUACUACAGUGUUCGACAGCAUCGCCAUGCUCGCCUCCCUGUCAAAUGGAUGGCACUGGAGAGCCUGCAGACCUACAGAUUCACCACCAAGUCUGAUGUGUGGUCAUUUGGUGUGCUGCUGUGGGAGCUGCUGACACGGGGCGCCCCACCAUACCCCCACAUUGACCCUUUUGACCUCACUCACUUCCUGGCCCAGGGUCGACGCCUGCCCCAGCCUGAAUAUUGUCCUGAUUCUCUGUACGCAGUGAUGCAGCGCUGCUGGGCUGCGGACCCUGCAGGGAGACCCACAUUCUCAGCGCUGGUGGAGGAAGUGGAGCACGUGGCGGCCAGGCUGCUUGGGGACCACUACGUGCAGCUGCCUGCAGCCUACGUGAACCUGGGUCCUGGUGCCUCGGAUGAGGCGAACAUGCACCCAGAACAGUCGCAGACCCCACCUGUGCACAGGAUCGCACGUCGGCCCUGGCCUUCCUCAGAGCCACCACAGCCCACGUGA
This is a messenger RNA of Puma concolor (puma), 4203 nucleotides long. RefSeq names its product macrophage stimulating 1 receptor (gene MST1R). The record is from RefSeq and is a predicted model, not a curated record. Gene Ontology annotation, cellular component: signaling receptor complex; plasma membrane. Gene Ontology annotation, biological process: protein phosphorylation; cell migration; multicellular organism development. NCBI's taxonomy places the organism in Eukaryota, Metazoa, Chordata, Mammalia, Carnivora, Felidae. Gene Ontology annotation, molecular function: transmembrane receptor protein tyrosine kinase activity; ATP binding; protein binding.